AGUUGAGUAGCAACUUUCGGACAGUUCGUAGUGACAUUCAAAGACGCAGACGAUGGUUCUUGUAGCGUACGCACUGUGGCUAUUAGCGUUGCCUCUGGUGGUCGUGACUACUGAGACGCAUUGUAGCGGCGCACCAGACCCACUAUGUAAUGCGAAACCUGGGGCAAAAUACAAGGAGCCUCCAACCACAGACUCAGAAGUGUCGUACAAAGAGUUGAAGGAGUUGUUAUCCAGUGGCAGUGUUCAACUGUUUGAUGUCCGCAAUCCAGAUGAGUUUAAGGCAGGACAUAUUCCCGACUCCACCAAUGUCCCACUUGGGGAACUCCAGGAGGCCCUGGAACUGAGCCCAGACCAGUUCAGACAGAGGUAUGGAGUACGAGUCCCUGAUAAGGAGGAUGGUGACAUUGUGGUCUACUGCCAGCGGGGUCGUCGGAGUGCUACUGCCCUGGAUAUCAUGUGGGCCCUGGGAUUCAGCAGAGCCCGUCACUACCCUGGAGGAUACAGUGCCUGGGUACAACAUGAAGAGGGGCCCUGAAGAGUGAUCUACAGGUUUUCAAAUCUGGGCCAGUCUGUAUGCUUGAAUUCCUUUUGAAGCCAAAUAUAUUUUAGGAUGCAUUGCUGGUAGACGUGAUCACAUUUACUGUUAAAUCAUUCCUUAUAUGUAUUUUUGAAUAUGUAUUUUUCAUGAAAAAAGUGAAAUGUAGGGGUAGGUGAAGGCAGGGUGUGCUUUAAUUGCACUGUACAGAUUUGAACCAAUGCUCUCGCGUAGGUGUGCUCUUGAGGCUGCCGUUUUGGCCAUCCCAGAACACAGGGUAAUUCGACUGAAAGUUUGUAUUUUUUAUAAUGAUUUAUGCACACAUUGCCUAACACCAAAUAAAGGUAAAGCCUGUGAAUUG
Messenger RNA from Esox lucius (northern pike), 896 nucleotides. RefSeq names its product thiosulfate sulfurtransferase/rhodanese-like domain-containing protein 1. Gene Ontology annotation, cellular component: mitochondrion. NCBI's taxonomy places the organism in Eukaryota, Metazoa, Chordata, Actinopteri, Esociformes, Esocidae. The record is from RefSeq and is marked provisional. Gene Ontology annotation, molecular function: thiosulfate-cyanide sulfurtransferase activity.